Molecule: messenger RNA, 2556 nt
Organism: Trichobilharzia szidati
Lineage: Eukaryota; Metazoa; Platyhelminthes; Trematoda; Strigeidida; Schistosomatidae
Source: the annotation of a GenBank genome assembly
AUGAAUAAUGAAAACGCUAAUCACAAUACACUGUCACCAUCAAAAUUGAAAGCACAAUUGAAAGAAAGUGAAGAUGAACUAGCACAAUAUAAACGUCUAUACACUGAAGCAUUAAAAAGUAUUGAAGACUUGAAAAAUUCAUCAAAUGAUUUAACCGCACAAUUAUCAUCGCUUACAACUGAGAAUAUACGUUAUAAACAGGAUUGUGAUCGGGCUAGAGCUGAUCUAGAAUUGGCUGAAGAAAAUCGUCUACAAGCUGAACAACUUGUCAAGGUGAUCAGUACAAAGUUGGAGCUAGCAGAAAAACGACACUUAUUAUUAUUAGAAUCUGUAAAGAAGACUCAAGAGAAAGAUGAUGGUGACAAAAAUGGUGAACCAUCAUCAACAACAGACUAUGCACUUUUAUACCCGAAUGCUCCAGAAGACCUAUUAACCCUAGUGAAUAAACUUCGAUCAACAAAUCAUUCUUUAACGCUACAGACUACUGAUUUACAAAAUGCACUAGAUGAUUUAAAAAAAGAGCUGGAAACUACUCAUGGCGCUCAGUUGAAAGCAGAGAAGACAAUUGAAAAGUUACGUGCUGAUUUACUUCGUGUACAAGAUGAACAUGAAACAGAUUAUGAAGCGAUGCGUAGUGCUAAUCAAGUUAAAAUGAGACAAUUGGAAGAGACGUUAGAGGGCGUAAAGCAAGAGAAUGCUCGGUUAACUAGAGAGAAACAUCAGUUGGAGCUGGAAAUAUCAGUGUUGAAUACAGAGUUAGCAAAUGCUACUACUUCUAAUGAUGAUGAUAUGGAACGUAAGUUGUUAAAAGAGCUGAAAUUAAUGAAAAAUCUUCUCACCGAAAAAGAAGUCAUCAUUGUUCAGUUAACUUCUAAUUGUGAUGAUUAUAAAGAACAAAUUAGAAAGUUACGUGAUCGGAUCGAUGAAUUAGAUGAAUCAAACGACAAAACAAAUCGUCAGAAACGUCGUCAACAAAGCGAACUGGAGGAGACGCAACAACAAUUGACAAGUGCACUUCGUACACAAAAACGGUUUGAAGAAGAGCUGUCUCGUUUAAGACGUCAACUUAAUGAGUUAGAAAAUCAAUUAGCUGAUCAAGAAGAUGCGCAUAAAGAAACUCGUGAUAAACUGACUGUCGCCUUAGCUGACAUCACUGUGAAUGAGGCGACAAUUCAAGCACAAAUGGAAGAAAUCAAUGCACUUCUUAUAGAAAGAAAGAAACUACAAACACAAAUAGAUGAGCUAAAAUUAGAAAUUAAUACAACUAGUAUAGAUCAGGUUCCUCGUAGUGAAUUAGAACGUUUAGAAACAAGAAUACGUGAAUUAGAUCAACGUUUAGACAGUGAAAUCACCAAUCGUACACGUAUACAAUAUUCACUUGAUCGUGCCAGGGAAUCAAUUGAACAGUUGACCAAUGAACGUGAUAAACUUAUCUCAUCUGAGGCUAGUGUACGUGAACAAAAUCGUAAAUUAUCCCGGCAACUGCGUUUAGCCCAACAAGAGGAAAGUGAAGCAACACGUAAAGCAACAAUGGCACAAAGAAGAGUUGAAGAAGCUCAAUUCGAUGUGCAUAAAGCAUUAGAUGAUGCUGCAUGUUCCCGUGCUGAAAUGAAUGCAUUACAAAGACGUAUACAAGAUUUAGAAGCGUAUAUUAAUAAGGCGAAACACUUAAAAUUAGCUGGCGGUGAUGAUGUUAUCGGUCUACGAAAAUUGAAAGGAUCUCAAGAUUUGAUAUUACGUUCAACUUUAAGAUCCCCCAGUCGUAUCAAUCGUGGUCUGCUGCAUAAAUUUCACUUACUCAAUCGUGCUCUGUCUGAUGAUAAUCUACCUUAUUAUCCAAAUCGUUUAGCCUACCAUAUGCUUAAAACUAAUACUGCCACAACUACGACUGCUUCUACUAUCACUGCCCGCUCACCAUCAAUUCUCAAUGAAUCAUCAUUACCAAUUAAUCCAAUGAACAUCAGUAAAAGUAAGAAUAAUAAUAAUAAAAAUAAUAACAAUAAUAAAAAACGGAAUUCAAUUAAAAGUAAAAAAUACAAUUCACUUCCUACUGGUAAAAGUGUUUCUCAUUCAAAUAGUCUUCAAUCUCUUAAAAAUGAUUCAUUAGAGACUUUGAAACCACAGACGUCUGAAGAAAAACUUAUUCAAUCCUCAAAUUUUACAUCAACUAAUAGUUUUGAAACAGUGAAUACUUGUAGUAAUGAUACAGAGGUGAAUGUUAGUGCUACCAAUAGUACAACUGCAACUACAAAUGCUGCGACUACUACUAGUAAUACUGUUGCUACUCCAAAUAAUGAGUACAUUUCAGAUGGUGGUAAAUCGAAUGAAACAUUGACAUUUUCUUCGAAUGUUUGUGUGCUUACUACGCCGAGAUUUAAACAGACUGUCACUAUUAAACACCUUCAUCAUAACUGUAUGCCAAAAUCAAAUGUAGACGUGUUAUAUCUUACAGAUAAUACGAAGAGAAAUAACAAUGAUACUGCUACUAGUAAUAAUAAUAUUACUUGUCGGCGUGCAAGUAAUGAUAGUAGUGAUAUUGACAACAACAACAACUAA